Molecule: messenger RNA, 2951 nt
Organism: Brachypodium distachyon (stiff brome)
Lineage: Eukaryota; Viridiplantae; Streptophyta; Magnoliopsida; Poales; Poaceae
Exons: 15
Coding region: 169-2700 (843 amino acids)
Biological process (GO): protein phosphorylation
Molecular function (GO): ATP binding; protein kinase activity; protein binding
Source: RefSeq, a predicted model, not a curated record
GAAGCUGCAGUCGUUCAGGUCAAAGGUUAUCUUUUAAUGACGUGUAAAGUCGAGUGCUUUCCAUUCUUAAUUACUACACCUUUUGAUGCUCUCUAUACUAGUACUAUGUAGGUAGCGAUUCAUUCCCUAUUCUCCUGCUGCUCCCUCAGCUGUAUCUGGCUCUAUCAGAUGGCCGCCGCCGCAUCCGACCACGAGCAGAAGCGUCUUAAGCUGGAGGAGGCGUUGCAGGAUGAUCGCGUGGAGCUCGUCAAUCUUCCCACGUCGCUGUUGGAGGAGAUGACAGAUGUCUCUCAAGACGUCGAACUAGUUGGCGAAGGGGGGAAUGGAAUUGUUUACAAGGCAACGCUUAGGAAUGGGCUGGUUGCAGUGAAGAAAAUCAAGGAUGUGGUGGUCGUCGAUGAGAAGAAAAGCGAGGAUGUGGUGAAGCGUUUCUGCAGGGAGUUUUUCUGUAUGAUGGAGUCCAAGCACGAGAAUAUAGUACGGUUUCUUGGAUACAGUUUUGCGCUACAAGAGGACGGCAAGUCCGUUGAUCGCCAAAUGUACAUCUGCUCCGAGUACAUGCCUAACGGGAGUCUCCACGAGUAUAUCAAAGAUGAAUCUUGUAGAUUCCAAUGGAGCACGCGCUACCGAAUAAUUAGAGGGAUUCUUGACGGCUUACAUCAUCUUCACACGACGGGCACUCCCAUUAUUCACAAGGAUCUUACACCUUCAAAUGUACUAUUGGAUCAUAACAUGGUCCCCAAGAUUACCGAUUUUGGUACAUCAAGGCGCUUCGACAGAGGUCAAAGCCAGUCCUUUACUCACGGCAAAGCUGGGCUGACUUGGGGAUAUGCGUCAUAUGAGUUGGCUAUGAACGGGAUAUUCACAGCCAAGUCAGACAUGUACAGUUUGGGUAUCAUAAUCAUGGAUCUUCUCGUGGGAUAUAAGAAACGCGAGGAAUUCGUUGCCGAUCUAACACCAGGGGGAGACAUAGUUGAUACGGUUCUUGGAACUUGGAAGAAAGUGCUUGCGCAGGAGCAAGUACAAGUACUGCAGCAAGUACAAGUAUGUGCUGAGAUGGCUGUAAAAUGCAUGGACCAGGAUCCUACUCAACGCACAGACAAGUCAUCAGGGCAGGAUGAUCACACAGAAAGGGGGCGAAGGCCGGCAGAGGAUAGACCUGCGGCAUCUGAUAUCAUCCAUAGGCUUGGUCAAAUGGAAAAUUCAACCUGGUCAGCACUAGGGCAGAUAAACGCACGGUCAACCGGGGCUGAGCUACUCGACAUCCGACCUCGUGUUCUCUGCUUUCCCUUGAGAAACAAGAUGGAAUGCAGUUACCUUUGGGAAACCAGUUGCCUAGUGCAUCUAACCAACAACACGGACCAAAGUGUGGGCUUUUGGAUCGUACCGCACUUCCCGAAGCUGUACCAGGUGAGCUCAUGCUGCGGCGAGGUGCAACCGAGUGAGACUCACGUUGUGAAUAUAGUGCUCAUAGAAGGGCGACGGCCACCUAUUGACACGGGCGUGUUAAACAUACUGACGGUCGCCAGGAGCGAGAAGAACACAAAUGAUUUCAUGUCUGCCAUUCGAGAGAGUGUCAUUGGAGAAUUACAUGGGGCCGAUUUGGUGAAGCGAAUCAACAAGUUGGGCGAGGUGCAUCAGGCGGCGCUGACUGCUGUCAUCCGCCCAUCAAGAAAACCUAAGGUCAUACGCAGUAACAAAAUCGACUCAGUCCAUUCUUCCAUAGAUGUGCAUCCCACGGAACCAUGGAUCUUGAUCAGUCAUGGAAAGAAAGUUUCCAUUUGGAACUACCAGACACAGGAAAUGAGAGAGUUAAAAGUCAGGAAGAAAGGCAGCAGCAAGUUGGGCCGGCCGGUUAGAUUUAUGGCCGGACUCGGAGACGGAGCGCAAUGGAUUGUCAUGGGGGAUACUGAUGGUUGGAUCCGCGCCAUCACGUAUGAUACAGGGGAAACAAAAAUGGAAAUUCAGGCUCACUGGCAGAGUCCCGUCUGUACAUUGGCGGUUCACCCAACCCGACCACUUGUGGCAUCGGCGUCAAGUACUAGUAUUUAUAACGAGGUCGUCCUAUUUGAUGGGAAGAAAAAUUGGACUCGUACAUCACAUGAAAAUUCUAGAACGGUGAGCCACCUCAAGUUUGGCACGGACAUGUUUGCAGCUUCUUCUAAAUACUCCGAAGACAUGGGAAUCAAGAGCUGGUCAAUUGGUGAAUACAUGCCUAAGGCCACACUGCCUCAAGAGCGAGCAUUUGAAUCUAUAUGGCCCCUUUUCGGAACAUUUGAUUAUCUUCGCACCGAGGGUGAUGGGCAGUAUAUGAUUACAACUACAAAGAAUGGCAUAUGCAUAUGGGAUCUGCAGAUAAAGCCAGUGAGCAAGGUUCACAGCAUUUCUUGGAAAAGUAGCGACCAUAUUGUUGCAGUCGCUUGCCACCCAACACUUCCCUUCAUAUUUGUAGUUGCCGUGGACCCCACCUAUACAUCCACUAUUUGCUUUUGGAACUACAUCAACUACAAGAGGUUUGGGGAAGUCAAUCGUAUUGAGAGGACAUUCCGCGGGCUUAAACAGUUAGGAUUUGUGGGCUCACAACGGAUCGUUGUCAUAUAUGAGCACGAAAAAAUUGAAGUCCUGGAAAUUAAACUGAAAAAAUUAGCAUAUCAGCAGGAAACAGAUGAUACACCCACGAUCCAUCAGCAGAACCUCUAGCAGCAGCAUUACUGUCAUCGGUUGCUCAGCACACGGUUAGUGGUUUGGUGUCAAACGAAUAGUGAUAAGAGAGUUCUCGUGGGUAGUUUGGGCAGUUUAUGUGUGUGAAGACAGACUUUUGAACUUCAUUGUAAUUUUUUUUUUCAAGUCUUAAACACUUCUUUUUGAUGUUGCGUAUAAACUUGAUUCCAACUCUUGUGCAUGCCUUUUGUCUUGAAUGCAAUUCCAAGUACUGCUUACAUGAUUGCUUA